Molecule: messenger RNA, 1163 nt
Organism: Salvia splendens (bonfire salvia)
Lineage: Eukaryota; Viridiplantae; Streptophyta; Magnoliopsida; Lamiales; Lamiaceae
Product: TVP38/TMEM64 family membrane protein slr0305
Exons: 10
Coding region: 184-1017 (277 amino acids)
Cellular component (GO): membrane
Source: RefSeq, a predicted model, not a curated record
GCCAUCAAUUCACCAACUGCUAACAACCAAUAUUUUCCGCGCAGAAAGAUCAGAGGACCAUUGUGGGGAAUAAAUUUGCGGCCUCGCUUAGCAUUUAAGCAAGCUCCACCCGUGGACCCAGACGACCAAGAGUGCCGGCCGUGGCGCAGAAAGAUCUUAUUUUUUUCGCGGCAAUCGAUUACUAUGGCCUUCAAAUUCAGUUGGGUUUCGCUCUGGAAGAUUUCGCUACUUCUGUUGCUGAUUGGGGCUAUUUUACUUGCUUGUUUUACUCUCCCCGUCGAUAAGAUACUGAAAGAUUUUUUAGUAUGGAUAGAGCAAGAUCUUGGUCCUUGGGAGCCCCUAGUGCUGGCUGUUGCAUACAUUCCUUUAACGGUGUUGGCUGUCCCAGCUUCUAUACUGACGCUGGGUGGUGGAUAUCUCUUUGGCUUGCCUAUCGGUUUCUUUGCUGAUUCUAUUGGUGCAACAUUAGGUGCUGGGGCUGCAUUUCUUCUUGGGCGAACAAUAGGAAGAUCCUUUGUUAUUUCAAAGUUAGGUGAUUAUCCCAAGUUCCGAGCAGUUUCCAUUGCAAUUGAGAGAUCAGGAUUCAAGAUUGUGUUGUUGCUCCGGCUAGUUCCUCUACUUCCCUUCAAUAUGAUGAACUACCUCUUAUCCGUGACUCCAGUACCUAUAGCUCAUUACAUGCUAGCAUCAUGGUUGGGCAUGAUGCCUAUAACUUUUGCAUUGGUCUACGUUGGAACAACAUUAAAGGAUCUUUCAGAUGUAACACAUGGAUGGCAUGAAUUCUCCAGAACCAGAUUGGCAUUUAUCUUCCUCGGUCUUGUGAUGUCUGCGGUUUUGAUAACAUGCGUCACAAGAGUUGCAAAGGCUGCAUUGGAAAAGGCAUUGGCUGAAACUGGGGAAUGUCUAGCCGGAGAUACCAUGUCACAAUCGUUGCCUCUCACAUCGAAUCCUUCUGUCAACCUCCACGAACCACUUAUAAUCAAGAUUGAUUCCGAUCAAGACAACCACGAACACUAGUUCGUCUCGUGUAUACUCUCUCUACUCCUAGUUGUCAUUUGUAAUUACUCCCUCUAUGAGAUGCUUCAUAUUCAUCUGUACAGCUGGAAUCUUUAGCUUUAGCUACAUCAAACUUCAUGGUUAUUCCAGGUCUACUUUUACCUUCA